Messenger RNA from Prunus armeniaca (apricot), 204 nucleotides. Lineage: Eukaryota; Viridiplantae; Streptophyta; Magnoliopsida; Rosales; Rosaceae. The record is from the annotation of a GenBank genome assembly.
AUGGAGAUGAGGCUUGUCGCCUGCGAGCGCAUGUCAGGGACACAAUGCUUGAAAAAGACUCCAUUGAGUUCGUGCUUCGUGGAGCAGCUUGUCUGCAAUGGAGAUGAGGCUUAUUGCCUGCGAGCGUAUGUCAGGGACACAAUGCUCGAAAAAGACUCCAUUGAGUUCGUGCUUCGUGGAGCAGCUUGUCUGCAAUGGAGAUGA